Messenger RNA from Symbiodinium necroappetens, 378 nucleotides. The record is from the annotation of a GenBank genome assembly. Lineage: Eukaryota; Dinophyceae; Suessiales; Symbiodiniaceae.
AUGGCCAUGACAUACACCGGAUCAUCAGGGCUUGUCAAGGAUGCUACCUUCAGCCCUUAUUGGCUGGUACGCAACCUCGAGUCUGACCUUGUCGCCAAGCUUGCCAAGCUGCAGACUCCUAUGUGGAUUUGUGCUGGUGCAGCAGAGACGCUGAGUGGCGAGGUCCUGGACUUUGCUGAGCGACUUCGGGGCAAGGUACCCAUUGAGGCAUGGCUCCAUGAAGGCAUGUUCCAUGACUGGGUGAUGUAUACAACAGACCAUCCUAUGCCGAGCAAAGAUGCUGCAAUGAACAACAUGUUUGACUUCAUUACCCGGAUACGUGGCACAUCCUUCACCCCUGCAAAUGGCAUUCAUUACUAUAUAGAAGAAUGGGAAUGA